Molecule: messenger RNA, 2061 nt
Organism: Halichondria panicea
Lineage: Eukaryota; Metazoa; Porifera; Demospongiae; Suberitida; Halichondriidae
Exons: 1
Coding region: 80-1927 (615 amino acids)
Molecular function (GO): catalytic activity
Source: RefSeq, a predicted model, not a curated record
CCCCUCCAAUCAAACCCACCGGAUAAAGCAUCUUCCAGGUCCAAGCAGUGUCUCUGUUUUCAAGGAGUCUCAUAGCGCGAUGAUCUGGGCUCUAGCCAUACCUGCAGGUGUUGCUUACUUGUUCUGGAGCUUCUGGUUCAAAAGGCAAGGUGUCUGUGAUGGUGGAAAGACGCCUGGGAAGGUUGUACCCAAGAUUCAAACUCUGCUGGACAACCCUGACAAAAUCAAGUACAAUAUGAAGGAUAUGAAAGCUCCAAGAGUUGCUGGGUUCAUCUUUAAGAUCCUGAUAUGGCUAGCAUACACACGUGUUGGACGAUACUUCCUCAUACCCACUAUCAAGCGUAACAGUAAUCUCCACGCACUGGACGGACUGUACAUACCUGACGAGCCAAUAAUGUACCCAACUCCAUUGGUCAACCCUUCCAAAGAGGAUCACUCUCAAGCAAACGAACAGCGAAUCAAAAAAUUCCUUGAUCAAGAAAUUAACGAUGGACAUACUGAAGAUUUUCAUUUUCCGAGUGUUGCUGAUUUUGUGCGUGCAUAUCGAUGUGGUGACGUGACUCCUAGUGAUGUGGCUAUGACAGUGCUGGAGGCCAUUGCUAACUCUGACCGAGCAACUCCUCCUCUGAGGGCCAUUGUACAGAGCAACAGAAACGUGGUCCUUGCUAUGGCCGCAGCCUCUACUCAGCGAUGGAAGGACAACAAAACUCUCUCCCCUCUCGAUGGAGUACCCAUAGCUGUUAAGGAAGAGUUUCGAGUGGAACCUUACGAAUUCAGAGCUGGAGCUACUUUCGUUCCAAUCAUAACACAGGGAGUACCGGAAUCAGCCAUUGUUCGCAAGCUAUUGGACGCUGGUGCUGUAUUAAUUGGAAUGGCAAACAUGCACGAGUUUGGACUAGGUACUCUUGGGUCCAACCCAAACAAAGACCAUUUGACCGCACGUAAUCCGUACAAUACUCAGUGCUAUGCUGGAGGGAGUUCAUCCGGUUCUGCUGCUAGUGUGGCCGCUGGAUUUUGUCCCAUUGCUAUAGGAGCUGACGGUGGAGGCUCAGUGAGGAUACCUGCUGCCCUGUGUGGUAUUGUUGGACUUAAACCAACUUUUCGUCUGCUCAAUUCUGAGGGACAGUUUCCCCAAGCCUUCAGUGUUGGAGUGCCUGGUCCUCUGUGCUCUAGUGUUCUCGAUGCUGCCCUGGCGAUGGAUAUCAUGAGUAAAGGAGAGGACGGCAAUCGAUUGUCUCUGGAUGGACUGGGAGAGGAGCGACUGGACGGACUUAACAUUGGUGUGUACUGGGACUACUUCCAACACGCUGACUCUGAGAUAGUCACCCAGUGCAAGGCAGCCGUUAGUAAAUUGGAGAGCCUUGGAGCCACCAUUGUCAGUAUUGCCAUCCCUGAACUAGAGGAGUCUCGAGUUGCUCAUUCCGUCUCCAUCAUCUCCGAGUUUAGCAGUGCUCUGGCUGUGGAUAUUGAUAAACAUUUUGACGAGAUGAACCUCGAAUCUCACCUCUUGUUGUCCCUUGGAUACCAUUACUCCGCUAUUGAAUACCUCAAUGCUCAAAAGCAACGUACUAGAGCUAUUGCUGCCCUCAAGCACUUGUUUGAAGAGCAAAAAAUUGAUGCUAUUGUAACUCCUGGAACUGGCUGUCCUGCCCCCAUCAUUCGUGCUGAUGCUGUCAAGGAUGGAAGUGUGGAAGCCGAGAUCUCUGGUCUAUUGAUGCGCUUUGCCUACCUUGCUAAUCUGACUGGAGUUCCUGGUCUGGUUGUUCCGGUUGGCUACACUAGUGGCGAGGGCUUGCCCAUUGGUCUGCAGCUAAUGGGAGGAUGGUAUCAAGAGAACACUCUCCUUAAGAUUGGCUGGGCUCUCGAGAAAGCUUUUCCUCGGAAUAAACCACAAGUCUUUUACGACAUACUCAAGAAAAAUAACUGAAGAAAUAAGAACUGAAUUGACACUAUUGCUGAAUUGACACUAUUGCUGACUAGAUUUUUCCCCUGAUUAAUUAUUGUAUAUAAUUAAUAAUGUAAUGUUUUGCCAAAUUUAAAAUAAAAAUUUAGAUUAUUAAA